GUUCCUGUUCGUUUCUUCCCGGACUGGAAAACAAUGAAUUAGUCGUGGGGUUUAAAAGGUCUUUAGAAAGACCUGACGGUUUUGAAUUCAGUUUCUUUGGUUAAAUUGAAUAGCACAUCUUGCUAACAUUGGAUUUUGUUUGCAUUCUGCCCGUUAUCUCAUUAUUUUGCGCCACGGUACUGAACAAUGUGUCCGCUCUUAGUAGAUAGCUAGCUACCUAGCGUUAGCUGCAUACUGUAGUCGGCGAGCUAGCGACUGUAUCUCUUCAUGCAGACAUGUCUGCGCAGGGAGACUGCGAGUUUUUAGUUAAAAGAGCCCGGGAGCUGGUUACCGAGGACCCAUGGGCUGCCAAAGCGUGGCUCAUCACAGCUCGAACCCUCUAUCCAGCCGAUUUCAACAUACAGUAUGAGAUGUACACCAUCGAGCGCAAUGCAGAGAGGACGGCUUCUGCUGGCAGACUGCUGUACGAUAUGUUUGUCAAUUUCCCCGAGCAGCCGGCCGUGUGGCGGGAAAUCACGGUGAUCACCGCAGCUCUGCGCAGCGACUGCCAGGACAAGCACGCCCAGUUCCUCCGAGGCCUGUUUGAGACUCUGCCGGGGCGUGUGCAGUGUGAGAUGCUGCUGAAGGCCACGGAGCAGUGCUUCAACACUCUGGAGAAGGCCGAGAUGCUGCUGCUGCUCCUGAGACGCUUCCCAGAGUCUGUGGUUCAGCACGGGGUGAGUCUGGGAGAGACACUGCUGGAGGCAGAGAGCAUCGAGGACCUGGAGUCACCUGUCAACUGUUUCAGGAAGCUAUUUGUGUGUGACGUCCUGCCGCUAAUCAUCAACAACCACGACAUGCGCCUUCCCGCCAGCCUCCUCUACAAGUACAUGCACAAGGCUGCCGAGUUCUACAUCAGCUAUGUGACACGCGGACCCUCCGCCGACGGCCAGCUGCAGGGCUCUCAAGAGGGCAUCAGUCUCAAGUCUCCCGGCGCCCCCCGGGGGUCGCAGCGUUACAUCAUUGAAGGGCUGACUGAGAAGUCCUCCGUGGUGCUGGAGCCCUGGGAGAGGCUGCUGGACAUCCUGGCCAUCGUGGGGGCGCGCUGCGAGUGGCAGGGGGACAAAGGGAGCCGGAGCUACGUGGAGAUUCUGCAGCGUAUGAAGGAGCUCUGCCGCUAUCUGCCCAGCCUGGAGGGGGAGACCCUGUCCUGCUGCCGGAGCCAGGUGGUGACCUGCACCACCCUGGUGCUCUUCCACAACGCCUACCUUUACGUCAGCGCGGUGCAGCCCACACUCUUCCAGGCUCACAGCUCCCCUGGUGCGGUGCCCUGGAUCCUGCUGGAGGACUUGUCCUCAGUGUUCAGCGAGGCCGACUUGGAGAGGAUUUCCAGCAAGCACGUCCACAAGAAGCGCAAGCUGGGAGAGGGCCGGGAGAAGACCAUGAGCUCGGAUGACGAGGACGGCAGCGGCAAGGGGCGUGGCCGGCACAUCCUGGUCAGCAAGACGGACAUGCCGGGGUGGGCAGACAUGCUGGACAGCUUCCGCACCGCCAGGGAGAGCUGGGACCUGCUGCACUCACACGAGGCCCUGGAGACGGAGUUCAACAGGAUCUGCUCCUCGUGGAAGACUGAGAGCUGGCUGUGGCUGAGGAUCUUCCUCACAGAUAUGAUCAUAUACCAGGGUCAGUACAGGAAGGCUCUGAGCAGCUUGCACCAGCUCGCCUCCUUCCAGCCACCCCAGCAGGUGCAGGUCUCCUCUCAGGGCAGCCUGGAGCACCACCGCGCCCUCAUCCAGUUGGCGUCCUGCCACUACGCCCUGGGCGAGUACCGGCUGGCCUGUGAGAAGGUUCUGGAGGUGGUGAGCGGGCUGGUUCCCCAGGCUCAGGGCCCAGGCAGGACAACUGAUGAAGUCACCAGGACCAGGACUAAGUUUCGGAAAGGUACGGACCUGAGGCUGCUUCCCUGCACCAGCAAGACCAUCAUGCCCUUCUGUCUGCAGCUAAUGCUGGCAUGCUUCAAGCUCCGGGCCUUCACAGAGAGCAGGGACGAUUUGGCUCUGGGUCACGUGAUCGUCCUUCUGCAGCAUGAUUGGCCUCAGGGGGAGGCUCUGUUCCUCAAAGCGGUCGAUAAGAUAUGUCAGCAAGGCAGCUUCCAGUAUGAGAAUUUCUUCAACUACGUCACCAACAUUGACAUGCUGGAGGAGUUUGCCUACCUGCGCACCACAGAGGGUGGAAAGGUCCAGCUCGAGCUUCUGCCCAAUCAGGGCAUGCUUAUCAAGAACCCCAGCCCUGCCCUGGGGCUGGUAUCCCAGGAGUUUAACACCCUGCUGCUUCCUGGGGUGCAGACCACCGACAGGCACCACACGGUGACCCGCGGCAUCACCAAGGGGGUGAAGGAGGACUUUCGGCUGGCCAUGGAGAGACAGGUGUCCCGCUGCGGGGAGAACCUGCUGACCGUGCUGCACCGUUUCUGCAUCAAUGAGAAAAUCAUCCUGGUCCAGUCGCUGCCUUGACCUCUCACCUCUCAUGCUGUCCAGCACACCCGAUUUCAAGUGCUGCCUAGGGGUCCAAGGGCCGAGCAGCCCAAGUGUGUUUCUUUUGCAAAGCUGUUGGUAUUUGGGUAGUUCAAGAUAGAAUGCAGGUGGAAUGAUGUGCUGAACAUUUCUAAGCACCUGAAGCUUAAAUCUGUUUAUUUUUGUAUUCUUAAAUAUUUCAGCAUUGACUGUAGUCAAUACUGACAUCAUUGACUGAAGUCAGUUUACACCUGUCUCACUGAGCCCUCACCCUGGAAACCGCUGCCAUGACAAUGCCCAUAUGUGGACAUGGCUGGUCGCAUUGAAGUUGGUGACUGAACAUUUUUUUGGUUGUGUGAUAUUCUUUUUUUCUAUUGCAUUCUGUUCGUGGGUCUGUUUCACCAGAAAUUAAAAAUUAAAUAUUAGUUGUAGAUUUACAUCAGAUUCCAAAA
This is a messenger RNA of Megalops cyprinoides (Indo-Pacific tarpon), 2944 nucleotides long. RefSeq names its product integrator complex subunit 10 (gene ints10). NCBI's taxonomy places the organism in Eukaryota, Metazoa, Chordata, Actinopteri, Elopiformes, Megalopidae. The coding region runs from base 276 to 2492 and encodes 738 amino acids. The record is from RefSeq and is a predicted model, not a curated record. The transcript is spliced from 18 exons. Gene Ontology annotation, cellular component: integrator complex. Gene Ontology annotation, biological process: snRNA processing.